AUGGUCGUAGAAUGUUUGCUCUAUGGGUUAUUUCUGUGUUAUAAUUUUCACAUCGCCACGAAACUUGAUUGGCUUUCUCAUGCUUCCAACUAUUGGAUAUGCGAUGCAAUCAUAAAAGGUGACAGAGCCAGGGAUAUUAGUAACACAUUGCAUGGAGAGAUAAGUUGGGACUGUGAUGCUUCUUUGAUUGACUGGGUGCUUAAUAAUUACAUGCAAUAUAUGGAGCCUCGUUUUCUGGUAGUUAAAGAUGCUGAUGUAUACAAGGAAGGGCCAUAUCGUUGGAUUUCAGUCACAUCGAGAAAUAUGGAAAUAAGUGGCUUCCAGACUAUACCUGCAACGACGUCAUCUGUAUUUUUGGCAUUUGAAAGAUUCAAUCACUCAUCAAUUUUACCAAAUGGCAUGUUUGAAAAUGCCAGCAACCUUGGUGUGUUAGUUCUCUGUUCUUGUGCCUUCAACUUUGCAUCACCUCCUUUCCGAAGGUGUCAAAGCCUCAGAUUCCUUGGAUUGGACCACUGCACAACUAGCAAAAUAGGUGAAGAAGAAAAUCAUAAUCAUACAGAAUGGGCAUGCUUGUAUAACCUUUUGGUGCUGGACCUCCGCUACACAGACUGGGAUGAAAUCUUACAUGUGGAGAAAAUGAGUCUGAUGACAAAUAUUACAGAACUAAAUAUAGAAGGAGUCAGAUGUUGGCAGUAUACAGCUCAGCUACAAGGACGGCUACCUAACCUUCAGAGGCUCCGAAUAACCAGACCAACAUGUCCAUGGGUGACGUCAAAUGAUGUUGAUGACUCAUUUAUAGACAAGACAUGCAUGGAAAUACUUGAUUUGUCGGGGAACAGUGACAUGAAAAAUCUUCCAGCAAGCCUAUCAAAAGCGAGCAGCCUUCAGAUGCUCGUACUUGAUGGCUGUGAUGGACUGGAAAAUGUUGGUGUCCCUAGCCGGCUACCGGCUUCCCUCAGGUGCUUCAGCUUUGAUGGAUAUGGCCCUGCUUCCCAGCGUACACUAACUAUUGAGCUACCUCCGAAACACUUUCGCCCGUCUACUGCAGAAGAUGAGAAGGAUAUCAGGACCUCCAAGAUCUCCCUAGAAGGAUGCACUGAAUUGGAUAAUCUGUUUGUGCGUGGGCUAAACAACCUCGUGGAACUGGACCUCUCAGGAACAGCAAUCAAGAUACUUGACUUCAAGACCAUGGUGGUGCAAGUCCCAAGGCUGAAGCGGCUCUUUCUAAUAGGAUGCAAGCACCUUCGUGCAAUCAUUUCUUUGCACGAGACCAGUCUGGAGUUGAUGUGCAUAGAUACACGGGCUGGAAUCAUGCGUCCUCGACCCUCCAUCGACACAAAUAAAUGCUUCCGGUUGAAGGUGCAUGCUAUUGUUGUGGAUGCUAGGAUUGCUUACUCUUUUAAUAAAUUAUUAUAUCCUUAUUCAGGUCUAGUUGAGGAUAUUUAUUAUAAUAUCCAUAUCACUUCCUCACCCCGCGUGUAUGAUGGGGUUGUUCAAUUUGAAGAAACCAACAACGAGAAGUUUGACCUCUAUGAUCAAGGGAGCUUGCAACAGCUUAUUCCAGCAUGCAAGUACAGUGAUAUCCUUAGCAUGGUUGAAGAUCCCCCGAUGCUAGCUUUCCCGCAACCUCCGGCUACAAAGCUAGACCGACAUAUGGAGAUUGCUGAAGGGAGCUGCUACUUGGAAAGAGAACCGGAGGGAGCACUAGGUCAGCUGAUGCGGACUGCCGAAUCCUUGUAUUUGCACGAUGUCUCGAUACAUGCUAUUAUUCCCGAUGAUCAGCGGCUGUGGAAGCACCUUAGGUGGUGCCGCGUGGAAAGGUGCCCCAAGUUGGAUACCGUCUUCCCUUCAAGGAGCUAUGGAUUUUCUACAUUGCAGACCUUGUGGGCAUCAGAUCUCCUAAUGGCCCGCUGCAUUUGGAGUAAAGUUCCACGCCUUUUCUCCGGAAGUUUCUUCGAAAAUUUACAUCACCUCCACCUGCAAUCAUGUCCCAGGCUCCAAUUCGUGUGCCCUGUGUGGUACUCCUCCGUCCCCUGCUUGGAGACGCUCCACAUCAUCCACUGCGGCGAUCUCGUGCACCUCUUUGAGGUGGAUGGACGCAACCGCAAGAAAAUAAUCUCCGUCGGCGUGACGACCCGCAAGAAAAUAAUCUCCGUCGGCGUACUAUUCCCAAAGCUGACGACCAUCCACCUGCAUGACCUCCCGAAGCUCCAGAAGAUAUGCGACGUCAAGAUGGUGGCUCCUGCGCUCGAGAGCAUCAAGAUCAGGGGAUGCUGGGGCCUGCGCAGGCUUCCAUCCGUGGGGGCCCGUGCCCACGGCGAGAAGAAGCCGACCGUAGAGAUCGAGAAGGACGUGUGGGACGCUCUGGAGUUUGACGCCGGCCACCGCCGGGACCACUUCGAGGCGCCCGUCCACUCGUGCUACUACAAGAAUAAAAAAUUGCCCAGGGUCUCCUUCCUCAGGUACGAUGCUACUGAAUCCACCUUUGCUGUUUUAGUUCUGCACUGCUCCUGUUCAUUCAGUUAG
Molecule: messenger RNA, 2526 nt
Organism: Lolium rigidum
Lineage: Eukaryota; Viridiplantae; Streptophyta; Magnoliopsida; Poales; Poaceae
Exons: 1
Coding region: 1-2526 (841 amino acids)
Source: RefSeq, a predicted model, not a curated record